Molecule: messenger RNA, 6396 nt
Organism: Gasterosteus aculeatus aculeatus (three-spined stickleback)
Lineage: Eukaryota; Metazoa; Chordata; Actinopteri; Perciformes; Gasterosteidae
Gene: dip2cb
Product: disco-interacting protein 2 homolog Cb
Source: RefSeq, a predicted model, not a curated record
GUUUCCUCACGGCGGGAAUGGCGGACCGGGACCCGGUGCCCGUCACUGCGGAGGUUCGGGCCAGACUGCCCGAGCUGGAGCUGGAGUUAUCCGAGGGAGACAUCACACAGAAGGGCUAUGAGAAGAAGAGAUCCAAGCUGAUUGGAGCCUUCUUCCCACAAGCACCAGGAAUGGACCCGUCCAUGGGCCAGGAGAGGAGAGCCCCGGUAACCCCGUCCUCGUCCUCCCGGUACCACCGCCGGCGGUCCUCUGGCUCCAGAGACGAGCGCUACCGAUCGGACGUGCACACAGAGGCGGUGCAGGCGGCCCUGGCCAAGCACAAGGAGAGGAAGAUGGCGGUGCCGAUGCCUUCGAAGCGCCGCUCGCUGGUGGUCCAGACCUCGAUGGACGCCUACACGCCGCCAGACACCUCCUCGGGGUCAGAGGGCGAGGUUCAGGGCGACGAAGGGGAGGCAGGAGAGGAAGAGGACGGAGGGGGCGGAGGAACCUCGUCCAGCCGGGAGGGGAACAUCAGCAUGGAGCGCUGGAUAAACCGGGCCAUCCACGGCACCUCCUCCACCACCACCACCACCUCCUCCACGGCCUCCUCCUCCUCCUCUUCCACACGCAGCGGCGGCAGCGGGGCGGCCGGGGGCCGGCUGGCCGACGUCCUGUCCCAACACGCCCACCACCACCACCACCACCACCCCCGGCAGCACCACCGCCACCACCGCAAGACAGAGAACCACUCCGCCCCUCCAGACGUCACCGGCUACACCAACAGCGCCCCCGAGGGGAUCCAGGUGGAGCGGGCGCCGGCCGCUGGCACCGCGGCCCAGAGGCCGACGCCCAAGUACGGCAACGCCGAGCUGAUGGAGACCGGAGACGGUGUUCCAGUCAGCAGCAGAGUCUCCGCUAAGAUUCAGCAACUCGUCAACACGCUGAAGAGACCCAAGCGGCCCCCGCUCAGGGAGUUCUUUGUCGACGACUUCGAGGAGCUUCUCGAAGUCCAGCAGCCGGACCCCAACCAGCCCAAGGCGGAGGGCGCCCAGAUGGCGGCCUCGCGGGGCGAGCAGCUGGGCGUGGUGACCAACUGGCCCCCCUCCCUGGAGGCGGCCCUGCAGAGGUGGGGCACCAUCUCCCCGAAGGCCCCCUGCCUCACCACCAUGGACACCAACGGCAAGCCGCUCCACGUGCUCACCUACGGGAAGCUGUGGUCCAGAAGUGUGAAGGUGGCCUUCAACCUGCUGCACAAACUGGGAACCAAACAGGAGCCGCUGGUCAGACCUGGAGACCGGGUGGCGCUGGUCUUCCCGAACAACGACCCCGCCGCCUUCAUGGCGUCGUUCUACGGCUGCCUGCUGGCCGAGGUCGUCCCCGUGCCGAUCGAAGUGCCGCUGUCCAGGAAGGACGCCGGCAGCCAGCAGAUCGGCUUCCUGUUGGGCAGCUGUGGAGUGACGGUGGCUCUGACCAGCGACGCCUGCCACAAAGGGCUUCCCAAGAGCCCCACCGGAGAGAUCCCCCAGUUCAAAGGCUGGCCCAAGCUGCUGUGGUUCGUCACGGAGUCCAAACACCUCUCAAAGCCGCCCCGAGACUGGUUCCCCCACAUCAAGGACGCCAACCAGGACACCGCCUACAUCGAGUAUAAGACCUGUAAGGACGGCAGCGUGCUGGGUGUGACGGUGAUGAGGAUCGCCAUGCUCACACACUGCCAGGCGCUCACACAGUCGUGCUCUUACACAGAAGCUGAGACCAUAGUGAAUGUAUUAGACUUCAAGAAGGACGUGGGACUGUGGCACGCCGUCCUGACUAGCGUCAUGAACAUGAUGCAUGUCCUCAGUAUUCCUUACGCCCUCAUGAAGGUCAACCCUCUGUCCUGGAUCCAAAAGGUCUGCCAGCACAAAGCCAAGGUGGCGUGCGUGAAGUCCCGGGACAUGCACUGGUCCCUGGUGGCCCACCGCGAGCAGCGGGACGUCAGCCUGAGCUCGCUGCGCAUGCUGGUGGUGGCCGACGGGUCCAAUCCCUGGUCGAUCUCGUCAUGUGACGCCUUCCUCAACGUCUUCCAGACUAAAGGUUUGAAGCCGGAGGUCAUUUGUCCCUGUGCCAGCUCCCCCGAGGCCCUGACUGUAGCUUUAAGGAGGCCCGUGGAGGAGGGCACCACCCCCCCCGGCCGCGGCGUGCUGUCCAUGCAGGGUCUGAGUCACGGCGUGAUCCGGGUCGACUCGGAGGAGAAGCUGUCCGUCCUCACGCUGCAGGACGUCGGCGCCGUCAUGCCUGGAGGGCUGAUGUGCGUGGUGAAGCCGGAGGGCGUCCCUCAGCUCUGCAGGACCGACGAGAUCGGGGAGUUGUGCGUCUGUACCGUUGCCACGGGAACCUCCUACUACGGCCUGGCCGGCAUGACCAAGAACACGUUUGAGGUUUUCCCGUUGACCAGCGGUGGGGCCCCCGUCGGGGAGUUUCCCUUCACCAGGACGGGCCUGCUGGGCUUCAUCGGCCCCGCCGGGCUGAUCUUCGUGGCGGGAAAGAUGGACGGCCUGAUGGUGGUCGGCGGGCGGCAGCACAACGCCGACGACAUCGUGGCCACGGCGCUCGCCGUGGAGCCCAUGAAGUUCGUCUACAGGGGCCGGAUAGCGGUGUUCUCCAUCACGGUGCUCCACGACGAGAGGAUCGUGGUGGUGGCGGAGCAGCGGCCCGACUCCACCGAGGAAGACAGCUUCCAGUGGAUGAGCCGAGUCCUGCAGGCGAUAGACGGUAUCCACCAGGUGGGGGUGUACUGCCUGGCUCUGGUGCCCUCCAACACCCUGCCCAAGACUCCCCUGGGUGGCAUCCACCUGUCGGAGACCAAGCAGCUCUUCUUGGAGGGGGCGCUGCACCCCUGCAACGUGCUCAUGUGUCCGCACACCUGCGUCACCAACCUGCCCAAACCCCGGCAGAAACAACCAGAGAUCGGUCCUGCGUCCGUCAUGGUGGGGAAUCUGGUGUCGGGGAAGAGGAUCGCUCAGGCCAGCGGCCGGGAUCUGGGCCAGAUAGAAGACAAUGACCAGGCAAGGAAGUUCCUCUUCCUGUCCGAGGUGUUACAGUGGAGAGCUCAGACCACUCCGGACCACGUCCUGUACACACUGCUCAACUCUAGGGGUACGAUAGCCAGCUCUCUGACUUGUGUUCAGCUGCAUAAGAGGGCGGAGAAGAUCGCCGGCAUUCUGGCUGAACGGGGCCACCUACAGGACGGAGACCACGUCGCUCUGGUCUACCCCCCAGGCAUCGACCUCAUCGUGGCGUUCUACGGCUGCCUUUACGCCGGCUGUGUUCCCAUCACGGUGCGACCGCCUCACCCGCAGAACAUCGCCACCACGCUGCCCACCGUGAAGAUGAUCGUGGAGGUGAGCCGGUCGGUGUGCGUGAUGACCACGCAGCUCAUCUUCAAGCUGCUGAGGUCCAAGGAGGCCUCGGCCGCCGUGGACGUCCGCUCCUGGCCCCCCGUCCUGGACACAGAUGAUUUGCCAAAGAAGAAACCUCCUCUGCUGUAUAAACCGUCCAACCCCGACACCCUGGCCUACCUGGACUUCAGCGUCUCCACCACCGGCAUGCUAGCUGGAGUCCAGAUGUCCCACACAGCCACCAGUGCCUUCUGCCGCUCCAUCAAGCUGCAGUGCGAGCUUUACCCGUCCAGAGAGGUCGCCAUCUGCCUGGACCCCUACUGCGGCCUGGGCUUCGUCCUCUGGUGCCUCUGCAGUGUGCACUCGGGUCACCAGUCCGUCCUCAUCCCCCCGUCCGAGCUGGAGGCGAACCCGGCUCUCUGGCUCUCGGCCGUCAGUCAGUACAAAGUCCGGGACACCUUCUGCUCGUACAGCGUGAUGGAGCUCUGCACCAAGGGGCUCGGCCUGCAGACCGACUCCCUGAAGUCCCGAGGGUUGGACUUGUCUCGCGUGAGGACCUGCGUGGUGGUGGCGGAGGAGCGUCCCAGGACGGCCCUGACGCAGUCCUUCUCCAAGCUCUUCAAGGACCUGGGGCUCCACCCGCGGGCCGUCAGCACCUCCUUCGGCUGCCGGGUGAACCUGGCCAUCUGUCUGCAGCCUCACAGGCUGGGAAAGCUUGCCGACCAGGGGACCUCUGGACCCGACCCCACCACCGUGUUUGUGGACAUGAGGGCGCUGCGACACGACAGGGUCCGGCUGGUGGAGCGGGGGUCCCCCCACAGCCUGCCGCUCAUGGAGUCCGGGAAGAUCCUGCCGGGGGUUCGGAUCAUCAUCGCCAACCCGGAGACCAAGGGGCCAAUGGGGGAGUCUCAUCUGGGCGAGAUCUGGGUGCAGAGCGGCCACAACGCCAGUGGCUACUUCACCGUCUACGGGGACGAGGCGCUGCAGUCGGACCACUUCACCUCGCGGCUCAGCUUCGGGGACACGCAGACGGUGUGGGCGCGGACCGGCUACCUGGGCUUCCUGCGCCGCACCGAGCUGACCGACGCCAGCGGAGAGCGUCAUGACGCCCUCUACGUGGUCGGCGCUCUGGAGGAGGCCAUGGAGCUCAGAGGGAUGCGUUACCACCCCAUCGACAUCGAGACCUCCGUCAUCAGGACGCACAAGAGCAUCACCGAGUGCGCGGUGGUCACCUGGACCAACCUGCUGGUGGUGGUGGUGGAGCUGGAGGGCUCUGAGCACGAGGCCCUGGACCUGGUGCCGCUGGUCACCAACGUGGUGCUGGAGGAGCACUACCUCAUCGUGGGCGUGGUGGUGGUGGUCGACAUCGGCGUGAUCCCAAUCAACUCCCGCGGCGAGAAGCAGCGCAUGCACCUGCGCGACGGCUUCCUGGCCGACCAGCUGGACCCCAUCUACGUGGCCUACAACAUGUAGGCCCCCUCCCCCCCUCCCGGUGGGCAUCGUGCAACGGUUGUUUAAGGAAGUCAUGGAAACCUUUUUAUCGGCAAAAUUGAGAGGCCCCCGUUCCUCCGGCCGUGGAGCAGCAGAGAAGUUCUCCCAGAGGAAGAGGAAGACCUUCAGUGAAGAUCUGAUGAAGCCACUUGUUUUAUUUUGUUUUUUAACACGUCCUCAGAAUAGUUUAAGCUAUUUUUACAUAAAAAACAAACUGCGGCAAAAAAACUUAAUAUUUGACAAUAUCAACGGAUCUGUGUUUUGAUACGGGAGGGCGGCGGCGCUUUGGCUUUUUUGAUGAGGUACUUCACGUUGGUUUCAUGCUAGCUGUGUUUUUCCGUUUUGUAAGCGCUGCGUUUGUUUUAUUUUGUAUUAUCUGAACCGAUCCGUGUGCUAGCAGCUAACAGCUCUAGCAGCUGCUGCCUUUUACUCGAAGUUCCCAUCAUGUAAGUAUGUACAAAAAGAAACCGAUUUAAUUUAUUUUGCCUCUUUUAGAAGUUUAUGACGAGACGUUGUCUCUUGAAUAUUUGCUAAUAUAAAAAGAAACUGAAAAGCUUUGUAUUUUGAGUGCAACACACUCACGUCAAAACAGAAGUAUAUGAUUAUAGUUUAUUUUAAAACGUAAAAGAUUCACAAUAUGCUUUUCCCUUUUUUACCUGCAUGUUGGUCAGAAGCGUUUAAAUGAGUCAAAUUAGAAGUGAAAGUUUGAUUUUAUCACACACGAAGAGUUCUGCACCCAAACAUCCACGUUUAAUAGAUUUUCCCCCAAAAGAAACACCUUUAAAUUUCACAUCAUUCUCACAUUUCUAGUUUUUUUUUAUUUUUUAAGUGAGUAAUCCACGUAAUAAAAAAACUAAAAUGUCUCUGAGGAUUUAUAUCAUAUGGUACAUACUGUAUAUCAAUAAUGAUAUUGAUCACAUUGUAUCAUAUAACUUUUAACAAUCUUUUAUCCUGUUUUAAGUUGAAGGGUCGGCUUCCUGUCGUGCCGUUCAACGCAUCUUUUACAACUCAGGCAUUAAACAUUUGUUUAUACUUUAAAUUCAAAGAUACUAGGGCGCUUCACAUUUGGGUCAGAACUCUUCACAAGCUUCUAAUCUCCAAAUAGAAAACGAGUUUACAUUUCUCAGUUUUACCAACUCUUACUGGAAAAAUACCUCUUCAAUUGAAGCAGACCGACGAGCAGCAGCGGACUCUUUUAGGGGGGAAUCCUCGUCAACGUUGCGUAACCGUGACAACAGGUGUUGUAAAUAUCAGUCAGAAGUCAUUCAUAUUUUUACAUGGACAGAUCGAUCAGUGAUGUCACAGCAGGAACAAAAGGCCGACGACGGGAAGCAGAAUGUGAAGCCGCUUGGACUGUGGAGAGGUCAAGGGUCGCAGGAGAAUGCGAGAAUGAUCUGGUUUCAACACUCAAACUGAAGAAGAAAAAAAAACAAGCACUUUUUCGUUCUUGUUUCAGAUCCCUCCCCAGUAUGUUUUUUAAAGGUUUUAAAAAUGUCUUAUUUGAGUUAACAGGAAUCUUUCAAUUGAAUAAAUAUUUCAGCAAUUUUGA